AUGUUGCAAGUUGAAGCAAAUCAUAAGCGGUGGGUGAAAUUAAGGGAGAAAAAACGCUUUUGCAUACACAACAUUGAGGAGGCAUUAUACAUACCAAACAAAAUCAACGUCACUGCAUUGAAUCAAACCGCAGUGAAUGUGAAAUGGGAUUCACCGAGUGAUAGGGACCAAAUGGAUGUAUUUUUUGCAUAUACAAAAGGAGCUGAAGGAAAAUACUGUUGGCGAGAUAAAGGUGGCCUCACCUGCACGUUUGAAGGUCUUGCACCCUCCACAACCUAUGAAUUCUGCGUUAAAUGCUGCCACGUACAUUCGUCUACUCCUGCCUACUUUCCAGCCCCACCAUCGGCAUCUCUCUAUUCAAUAGACACUUCAUUAUUCGCAUUUGAAGAUUCAAUAGCGCCCAAAUCAGGUCUCAAUUUUAGAGCAUUCUAUUUGCGGUCCUUCCUUGUGUCAAAUCGUAAUAACUUUGCCCCUGGACAAUGUUUACUAAUAUCAUAUUGCCUCUCGAAGACUUGCAGUCUGAUAGACAAUAAAAAUGAAAGAAUAAGUAAUUUAGAAUUUGUACCAAACAAAAUCAACGUCACUGCAUUGAAUCAAACCGCAGUGAAUGUGAAAUGGGAUUCACCGAGUGAUAGGGACCAAAUGGAUGUAUUUUUUGCAUAUACAAAAGGAGCUGAAGGAAAAUACUGUUGGCGAGAUAAAGGUGGCCUCACCUGCACGUUUGAAGGUCUUGCACCCUCCACAACCUAUGAAUUCUGCGUUAAAUGCUGCCACGUACAUUCGUCUACUCCUGCCUACUUUCCAGCCCCACCAUCGGCAUCUCUCUAUUCAAUAGACACUUCAUUAUUCGCAUUUGAAGAUUCAAUAGCGCCCAAAUCAGGUCUCAAUUUUAGAGCAUUCUAUUUGCGGUCCUUCCUUGUGUCAAAUCGUAAUAACUUUGCCCCUGGACAAUGUUUACUAAUAUCAUAUUGCCUCUCGAAGACUUGCAGUCUGAUAGACAAUAAAAAUGAAAGAAUAAGUAAUUUAGAAUUUGCUGCCGAGUAUCAGAAUAUUGGUGAACAGUCUGAGAUGAAUGCAAUGGAACGUAAGUUGACGCUGAAUGUGCUCAUUCAAUCGGGGAUUAUUCUUGUAAUCCCUUAG
Echinococcus granulosus is the source of this 1140-nucleotide messenger RNA. RefSeq lists its product as hypothetical. Bases 1 to 1140 code for a protein of 379 amino acids. Gene Ontology annotation, molecular function: protein binding. The transcript has 6 exons. The record is from RefSeq and is a predicted model, not a curated record. NCBI's taxonomy places the organism in Eukaryota, Metazoa, Platyhelminthes, Cestoda, Cyclophyllidea, Taeniidae.